AUCCCUUUGGCACCUUGCAGCUGGCAGCUCCAACUUCUCGCCUUUCUGCUGAUCGGUUCCAAGUGUUAACUCUGGGAGCAAGAAGGUCCAGUUAUCCACAUCCUUGCCCACACUUCAGAUUUUAUUUUUUAUUUUAGAUAUUCUAAUAGCUUCAUCUCGCGUUAAAGAUGUGUGAUCAGACCUUUCUAGUUAAUGUAUUCGGCUCCUGUGACAAAUGUUUCAAACAAAGGGCUCUGAGACCAGUUUUCAAGAAGUCUCAACAGCUCAGCUACUGUGCAGUAUGUGCAGAAAUUAUGGCCACGGACGGGCUGCACGAGAACGAGACGCUGGCGUCGCUGAAGAGCGAGGCCGAAAGCCUCAAGGGCAAGCUGGAGGAGGAGCGGGCCAAGCUGCACGACGUGGAGCUGCACCAGGUGGCGGAGCGGGUGGAGGCCCUGGGGCAGUUUGUCAUGAAGACUAGAAGGACCCUCAAAGGCCACGGGAACAAGGUUCUCUGCAUGGACUGGUGCAAAGAUAAGAGGAGGAUCGUGAGCUCGUCACAGGACGGGAAGGUGAUCGUGUGGGAUUCCUUCACCACUAACAAGGAGCACGCGGUCACCAUGCCCUGCACGUGGGUAAUGGCAUGUGCGUACGCCCCGUCGGGAUGUGCCAUUGCGUGUGGUGGUUUGGAUAAUAAGUGUUCCGUGUAUCCACUGACAUUUGACAAAAACGAAAGCAUGGCUGCCAAAAAGAAGUCUGUUGCCAUGCAUACCAACUACCUGUCGGCCUGCAGCUUCACCAACUCGGACAUGCAGAUCCUGACGGCCAGCGGCGACGGGACGUGCGCCCUGUGGGACGUGGAGAGUGGGCAGCUGCUGCAGAGCUUCCACGGGCACGGGGCCGACGUGCUCUGCUUGGACCUGGCCCCCUCAGAAACGGGAAACACCUUCGUGUCUGGGGGAUGUGACAAGAAAGCCAUGGUGUGGGACAUGCGCUCCGGCCAGUGUGUGCAGGCCUUUGAAACACACGAAUCAGACAUCAACAGUGUCCGAUACUACCCAAGUGGAGAUGCCUUUGCCUCAGGAUCUGAUGAUGCUACGUGUCGCCUCUACGACCUCCGGGCAGACAGGGAGGUUGCCAUCUAUUCCAAGGAGAGUAUCAUAUUUGGAGCAUCCAGCGUGGACUUCUCCCUCAGUGGCCGCCUGCUGUUUGCUGGAUAUAAUGAUUAUACCAUCAACGUCUGGGAUGUUCUCAAGGGGUCGCGAGUCUCCAUCCUAUUUGGACAUGAAAACCGAGUUAGUACUCUACGAGUUUCCCCUGAUGGGACUGCGUUUUGCUCAGGAUCAUGGGAUCACACCCUAAGAGUCUGGGCUUAAUCAAGUCUCCUCAGGAUACUCCUCACACUUAGGUACCUGAGGUUAAAAUUUGAAAUCAUCACAUGUAAAUAGAUCUUACUUCUGGAGGAUUUGAGAGUGUAUCACAAGGUAGCGUAAGGGAUCAACUCCAUGGUGGAAGUCCGGCAGACAUCUCCAGUGUUACUGCUGGGAGGACCCACUGUGAGCUUCGGCACCAGAACACCUUCCAGUACGGUGUUGUCGUUUCUCAUUUUGAACACUUUGUAAAAUGUAUUCAUUUUUAAGAUUAUUCUUAAUUAUACUCAUCUCAACUCCUUCUGUUACCAACAGAAUUAGCAUUUAAUAUAUUUCAUAUUACUUCCUUGAAUGACAUUAGUUUCAGAGCACCUCAAAAUCUGACCUUUCUCACUGGGCACUGUGACUUUUGGAACCUUCCUUGGGAAGUGCUGAUUUUUUUUUUUUUGGUUAAUCCUCACUGGAGGAUAUUUUUUU
Molossus molossus (Pallas's mastiff bat) is the source of this 1826-nucleotide messenger RNA. RefSeq names its product G protein subunit beta 5 (gene GNB5). The record is from RefSeq and is a predicted model, not a curated record. Lineage: Eukaryota; Metazoa; Chordata; Mammalia; Chiroptera; Molossidae. Gene Ontology annotation, cellular component: cytoplasm; heterotrimeric G-protein complex. Gene Ontology annotation, molecular function: protein binding; signaling receptor complex adaptor activity. The transcript has 14 exons. The coding region runs from base 168 to 1355 and encodes 395 amino acids. Gene Ontology annotation, biological process: G protein-coupled dopamine receptor signaling pathway; G protein-coupled receptor signaling pathway.